GAAGACAGCCGAAACUUAGAGUCCUGAAUGGUCAUAAUAUUUGAUAUAAGAGUUGAGUUGUAGAAAUCAAGAUCCCAACGAGUGUUGUUUGUUUGAGCUUGACAGGCUUUGACAACAACGAAGAGAGAAAUCGACCAGUUUCUUUGCUUACUACACAGUUGAAGAAUGGCUUCAGAUCCAAAGAUUCACUCGUUUGAAGAGGUCGCAAAGCACAACCAGACCAAGGACUGCUGGCUUAUUAUUUCUGGCAAGGUUUAUGAUGUGACACCAUUCAUGGAUGAUCACCCUGGUGGGGAUGAAGUUUUGCUAUCCGCAACUGGAAAGGAUGCAACAAAUGAUUUUGAAGAUGUGGGUCACAGUGAUUCCGCGAGGGAGAUGAUGGAGAAGUACUACAUCGGUGAUAUUGAUUCAUCGACAGUUCCUCUGAAACGUACUUACAUCCCGCCACAACAACCUGCAUACAAUCACGACAAGACUCCUGAGUUUGUGAUUAAGAUUUUGCAGUUUCUCGUACCCCUCUUGAUCCUCGGCUUAGCCUUUGCAGUCAGACACUACACCAAGAAAGAGUAGACUGCACUAUCAAUAAAUUGUCGAGUGGUGAGUUGAUGAUCAGCAUUGCUCUAGUUCUAGGAAAAUGUCAUCGUUUGUUACAGUGUUUGUGUGUGCCAAAACUGAAUAGAAGUAUGGUCUAUCAAAGAUCAUGGCGUCUGAAUGUCUUAUUUGAACAAUUGUGUCAAUGGUCACAAAAUAAUAUUUAGGCUCGCUAUCAAUUCUUAUUUCCAUCGGAUCCUUGCUUUCGUUGUCUUUGUGUAAUGCAGUUACAACACUAAUAAAAUUUUGUAUCUAUUCUAGGGAAAUGAAUAGAUAUAUAUUUGAUA
This is a messenger RNA of Mangifera indica (mango), 878 nucleotides long. Its product is annotated as cytochrome b5. The record is from RefSeq and is a predicted model, not a curated record. Gene Ontology annotation, cellular component: membrane; intracellular membrane-bounded organelle. Gene Ontology annotation, molecular function: heme binding. Lineage: Eukaryota; Viridiplantae; Streptophyta; Magnoliopsida; Sapindales; Anacardiaceae. The coding region runs from base 166 to 570 and encodes 134 amino acids. The transcript is spliced from 4 exons.